GCAAGGCAGGACACGGCAGUGGCAUUAAUUCAUAAUUAGUCUCAGAGUGAGAUAAAGAAAAGUAGCAAUGGCAAAGCCACAAGUGUUUUUUGAACUGACUGCCGAUGGUGAGGCGCUGGGCCGUGUCGUCAUGGAGCUGCGGGCUGAUGUUGUGCCCAAGACUGCAGAAAACUUCCGCGCUCUGUGCACCGGGGAAAAAGGCUUCGGAUACAAGGGGUCGAAAUUCCACCGUGUCAUUCCGGAGUUCAUGUGCCAGGGUGGAGACUUCACCAAGGGCAACGGAACUGGGGGCAAGUCCAUCUACGGCAACAAGUUUGAGGAUGAGAACUUCACGCUGAAGCACGUGGGCCCGGGCAUUCUGUCCAUGGCCAAUGCUGGGCCCAACACGAACGGCUCCCAAUUCUUCAUCUGCACCGCCGCAACCAGCUGGCUGGAUGGCAAGCACGUGGUGUUUGGGAGUGUGACCAGCGGCAUGGAUAUCAUCACCAAAGUGGAGACCUACUGGAGAUAAGAAAGACGGAAAGACUUCUAAGAACAUCGUGAUUGCCGACUGUGGCGAAAUCAAUUGAAGCAAACGAAUGCGAAGCACUGCAUUGCCUGGCGGUGUUUGGUGAGGUGGUUUGAGUUGGCUGCUGUUUCACGCGAAUAAAGUGGCCCUGUUUGAGCUCAUUUCAGCCAAAUGUGAGGGGAAGGUAAAUUAUCUCCACCAAAAGUACAUCCACAUGAAAUGAAAGUUUGAUUCAAAGCAAUGUUUUUCCAGCCCCUUGACCGGACUUGCUCUACGUAUCAUCAGUGACAAGCUAUACAUACUACAUGGGUUUUGAAAAAUUAUGGACCCGAUUUGAAAUCGCUAUAUCUCUGCAAUCACGAACCGCCCAUGAAUGAAACUCUUACCACUUGAAAGGGCGGGGCAUAGAGUUUCAAAUGAUGCCUCUCCCAGCGCACAAACAGCCCCUAGCCUCAGUAAUUCGCAAGACACACUGCCUCAACAUUGGAUAGGUCGCACGGGACCCCAAGACUUGGCGCUACACUCUUGGCUCCCAAGAUCCCCAAACAUCACCUCACCCUGCGGCUUUGUCUUGUGGGGAUACGUCAAAGACCGUGUUUUUGUGCCACCAUUAGCGACUAAUCUGGAUGACCUCAAAAACAGAAUCACGGCAGCGGUGACUUCAGUGAAAGAGGACACUUUGAGAGGCGUUUGGGACGAAUUCAACUAUUGUCUCGAUGUUGUCCGUACAGCAGGUGGAGGGCACAGAUCAUUUAUAAAAUGGUUAGUAAAACUUGAUAACUCGUUAAACCGUUUGUAACUUUUUGUGUAAUUGUAACAUGUUGCCAUCGUGAAAUAUACUGCUUUGAAAUUGGGUUCAUACAUUUUUCAAACACCCUGUACUUUGAGAACAUUGGCAAAAGAGUUAUCGAAUGUGGCCUGCAAAUACAUUUAAAAUUAAUUAUACAUCACUUUUGAGACGCUUCACAAGUCAUCAGCCAGUGUUCCCGUGCUCUGACAAGCAUUGGGCAGUGCCCGUCAUCAAUGUGUAAAUUCCACAUUCUCAUAGCCGUAGCUUGUUUCUUCACCGAAAAAUAUAUUGAAUUUAAACUGGCUGGUAUUUGAACUCCUGUUUGGAAAAUAUCUUUCUCUGCCAGUUGAGCUUUAACCCGGAGCUUUCAGGCUGAACAACUUAAAUAUGUGACACUUUGAUGUGGUAAUACAUAGGCACGGUACUUACCUUCUCAAUGUAAUUAAAAAAAGAAUGACAAUUACCGAUGUAUUUAAUUUCUGUAUCGCAGUAAACAGCUAAAUUACUCCGAAUGCUACAAAUGCAAUUACCAAGAUGUUAGUUGCGUACAUUUUUGUUUUGGACAUUUUCACGGUUGAGGUUUUCUCAACCUGACCUUAAUGUUCGACUCAUCCAAGCAUCCAACUCACACCGUAACAGCCAAACUGCUGAUAAAAACCGCACGCAGGUUACCCAAGUAGGAUAAUCGCUCUCAGAUUCCCGCACGACUUUGCUGCAAGGUCGUUAUUUUAAUUUCGAUUAAUUUUGACUGUGUCCGUGCUUUUUUUCUGCAAUGAUUCCAAAGCACAGCUUCUCCCCCCGAAGUUGGAACCAGGGUGGGCACAGUUGUGUCUCUGUACUCAUCAUAUGACCAGCAAUAAAGUAAA
This is a messenger RNA of Lethenteron reissneri (Far Eastern brook lamprey), 2164 nucleotides long. Its product is annotated as peptidyl-prolyl cis-trans isomerase-like. Gene Ontology annotation, biological process: protein folding; protein peptidyl-prolyl isomerization. Gene Ontology annotation, cellular component: cytoplasm. The record is from RefSeq and is a predicted model, not a curated record. Gene Ontology annotation, molecular function: peptidyl-prolyl cis-trans isomerase activity; cyclosporin A binding. Lineage: Eukaryota; Metazoa; Chordata; Hyperoartia; Petromyzontiformes; Petromyzontidae.